This is a messenger RNA of Solanum dulcamara, 1464 nucleotides long. Its product is annotated as zeatin O-xylosyltransferase-like. The transcript has a single exon. Lineage: Eukaryota; Viridiplantae; Streptophyta; Magnoliopsida; Solanales; Solanaceae. Gene Ontology annotation, molecular function: UDP-glycosyltransferase activity. The record is from RefSeq and is a predicted model, not a curated record. Bases 1 to 1464 code for a protein of 487 amino acids.
AUGACUUCUUCUUUAAACCCUAGCCAAAAUAAUGGAAUUAAAGAAGAUGUUGUUGUGGUGAUGGUACCUUUUUUAUUACAAGGACAUCUCAAUCCACUCCUACAUAUCUCUCGACUCAUCUCUUCCUACAAUUUACCAAUUCAUUAUAUUUGCUACACUGACAAAAUUAAACAAGUGAAAAAUCGCGUUCAUGGUUGGGACCCUCUUACUACUUCUAACAUCCAUUUCCAUGAAUUCCCAAAUCCACCAUCUCGCGGUCAAUAUUCUUCAGAUAAAUCUGAAUUCGAGUCACAAAAAAUCGUGAUACCCCUCCUUGAAGAGUCCCUUAUGUUGCGCGAGCCUGUGGGUGCAUUCUUACUAGAGGUUUCAAAAAACACUCGUAGGGUAGUAGUCAUUUAUGACUCUCUCAUGGCUAGUGUUGUUCAAGACGUUGUUUCUCUACCAAAUGCAGAGGCUUAUUGUUUCAAUGUCGUCCCUGCUUUUAUGAUAAGUUCCAUGUAUUUGGAAGAUGAACUGAUACGACUCCACCUCCCCUCCUUUAUUGGCAAAUUUGUCGUGAGAUUUCUACUCCCUCGUGGAUUUGAAUUUCCCAAUAAUCUCCCGUCCUAUAAAAGUAGUUUCAUACCCGAAUUCAUGGACUUCAUUAUAAUGCAACACGUGCAAAACAAUUUUUGCUCUGGAAACCUCUACAACACAUGCAAGGAGAUUGAGGGACCUUAUCUCGAUGUUCUUGCAAGGUUCGAUAGGUUACUAGGAAGAGGCACCAAGCAAUGGGCUAUUGAUCCAUUACUUCCAAUCGUGACCAUUAAUAAUGAUGAUGAUCAAAACAACAUGAUCCAUCGUCACGAGUGUUUGAAAUGGCUAGACAAACAAGAACCAAACUCGGUAUUAUUAGUGUCAUUUGGCACAACAACAUCCUUAUCCACAGAGCAAAUCAAAGAGCUUGCUAUCGGGUUGGAAAAGAGUCAACAGAAGUUCAUUUGGAUAGUGAGUGAUGUGCUGUUAAAAGAAGGUGAACAAGUCCAAAUUCCCAAGGGUUACGAAGAGAGAGUACAAGGAAGAGGAUUUGUGGUGAAGGAUUGGGCACCCCAAUUGGAAAUCUUAGGGCACUCAGCAACAGGAGGAUUCUUGACUCAUUGUGGGUGGAAUUCUAUUUUGGAGUCUGUUACCAUGGGAAUUCCAUUAGCCACAUGGCCUAUGGUUUUUGACCAACCAAGGAAUGCAGUGCUCAUCACAAAUGUGCUCAAAAUUGGCAUCGAGGUGAAGGAUUGGGAACGACGUGAUGAGUUAAUUACAUCCACAACUAUUGAGACCACGAUAAGAAAAUUGAUGGCUUCACCGGAAGGAAAUGAGGUGAGGAAGAAUAUGGUAGAAUUGGGUAAAAAAGUUAGACAAUCCAACAGUGUUGGUGGCAAUUCUAAGAAAGCAAUGGAUUCUUUCAUUGCUCACAUUACUAGAUCCUAG